Messenger RNA from Amphimedon queenslandica, 765 nucleotides. Its product is annotated as clustered mitochondria protein homolog. Lineage: Eukaryota; Metazoa; Porifera; Demospongiae; Haplosclerida; Niphatidae. The transcript has 9 exons. Bases 1 to 765 code for a protein of 254 amino acids. Gene Ontology annotation, cellular component: cytoplasm. Gene Ontology annotation, biological process: organelle organization; intracellular distribution of mitochondria. The record is from RefSeq and is a predicted model, not a curated record. Gene Ontology annotation, molecular function: protein binding; mRNA binding.
AUGGCUGCUGAACUGAGCAGCAAGAGACCAGAGACCUUGGAAGCAGAAUUUGACCUCACCUUGUUGUACCAGUCACUUUCUACCACUCUGAAGAGAUUUGUAGUUUCCAAGCACACAAACCAUUCUGGUCCUUUUGGACCCGCAACAUCAAGAGUAAGGAUUAUGAUAGAAGUGAAGGAAUAUGUGGUUGCUGCUUCAAAAAAGAAGUCCAAGAAGAAGAAGGGAGGAGGAAGUGGUGGUGGUGGUGCUAGUGGUCCAGUCACUAAAACUACAUCUGCUGGAAAAGACUUGUCUCAAGGAAAGUUAUGGAAACUGUUAGUGGAAGAUGUACUUCAGCAUUUCCUGUACACAUUGGAAUAUAAUUCUGUAACUCACAUGUGUACUACUUGUGGUGUUAGCAGAGUCUCUCUUCUCAGGGAAUUCUGUAACAAAACAGGAGUACAGAUGACAUUGAAGGAUUACAAAUUUUCCUUGACUGCUCCAUUCAAUGAAGGUGAUCUUGCCUGUAUUGUACCUGUUGUUAAGCACACUGAUUUUAAACCUCUUGAAGCCUCUGGCUUGUAUGAGUUGGCUCAGGUUCAGUUGCAGUCUGGUAAUAUUGAAGUUGCUCUUGACUAUCUAUCUGGAGCUGUGCAAUUGUUUGCUCAAGUCUUUGGGCCACUACAUGUCAACAUAGCAAACUGUUAUAAAGUUAUUGCACGAAUUCAUCAUGCUCUAGGAGACAGUAAACUAGUAAGUGGUGCAUGUAACUACAUUUUAGUUUAA